Molecule: messenger RNA, 678 nt
Organism: Bombus terrestris (buff-tailed bumblebee)
Lineage: Eukaryota; Metazoa; Arthropoda; Insecta; Hymenoptera; Apidae
Exons: 4
Coding region: 27-587 (186 amino acids)
Source: RefSeq, a predicted model, not a curated record
CGUAUCCUUCCAGACGGUUAGUCACAAUGUACAUCCUCGUCGUGUGCUACCUCGCGUGGGUAUCACAAGCUUCAGGGGUGAAAAAUAUCACACACGGAGUAACAAGACACCUUAGAUCUAUUGGGUUUCCGGAAGGCAGCGGCAUGGGGAUAUUCUUCGCCCUCGGAGUACCCAUUGAUAUUCCCGACAAAUCGGUGCUAUUUUCUCUAUACUUCGAAGCGAAUUAUGCUCUGCCAGGGGAAUGGAACUCCACUUACUACUCGGACGAGCCAUAUCUUAAGAAGCGAAGUCUGGAUCGACGAUUGACGUACGAAAUUCUUAUGAACAAACUGGAAAGCUUUGGUUAUUCUGGUGAAAAUUGUCUAUUAAAAAUGAUCUGUGAAGUUACUAAUUAUCCUUUAACUAGUAAUGGGGUGCUUGGCGAAGUGCUGCAAAUUUUAUUUACGCCAUCCUCUUCGCAAAAUGAAAAUCUCCCGAGCGAAAUCACCGAGGCCGAGCACGCGAAAGAUUGCAAUUACCGCUAUAAAAAAUGCCCUCAAAGUCCAUUAGCUUUGAUAAGGCGCCAUGAUCUCGACGAUAAUAGUUAGAGAAGCCACGAUAUUAAACGCAAUCUUCAUAGUACACGGUAUAGUUCACGGACUGCCGUCCGAUAAUGGAGUUUCUAAAAAACACAUAAAG